Molecule: messenger RNA, 1557 nt
Organism: Protobothrops mucrosquamatus (brown spotted pit viper)
Lineage: Eukaryota; Metazoa; Chordata; Lepidosauria; Squamata; Viperidae
Product: katanin p60 ATPase-containing subunit A-like 1
Exons: 10
Coding region: 50-1519 (489 amino acids)
Biological process (GO): microtubule severing
Cellular component (GO): microtubule; microtubule cytoskeleton
Molecular function (GO): ATP hydrolysis activity; ATP binding; microtubule binding
Source: RefSeq, a predicted model, not a curated record
UAAUUUUUACUGUAUUGUUUCACAUUGUAUUGUAGAUUUCUCAAAGAAGAUGAAUUUGGCUGAGAUUUGUGAUAAUGCUAAAAAAGGAAGAGAAUAUGCACUUCUUGGAAAUUAUGACUCUUCCAUGGUUUAUUACCAGGGUGUCAUCCAGCAAAUUCAACGGCAUUGUCAGUCGAUCAGAGACCCAACAUUGAAGGGCAAGUGGCAGCAGAUUCGGCAGGAAUUAUUAGAAGAAUUUGAACAAGUAAAGAGCAUUGUCAACACGUUAGAGAGUUUUAAAAUAGACAAGCCUACAGAUAUUCCUGUAUCUUAUCAAGAUGAACAUUUUAGAGAUCCAAUUGUGUGGCCACCUCCGGUUCCAGCUGAACACAGAGUCCCACCUCAGAUAAAACGACCCAAUCGAGAAGUGAAACCUCUGCGGAGAGAAUUGCCAGGAUUACAACGGGGACCUGUGGGCAGAGCUCAACCAAUAUCCAAAAAUGAAAAAUCUGCUAGUAGUCGAGAGAGGGAAUCUAGAGGAAAAGGGAAGGAUGAAAAGGGAAAGAAGAUCCCCCAGGAUGGUGGUGGUGACAGUGAAAUUCAGAAAUUUGAUGGAACAGGAUAUGAUAAAGAUUUGGUUGAAGCUCUUGAGAGAGACAUUGUGUCAAGAAAUCUAAGUAUUCAUUGGGAUGAUAUCGCAGAUUUAGAAGAAGCCAAAAAAUUAUUAAGAGAAGCAGUUGUUCUUCCACUAUGGAUGCCAGAUUUUUUCAAAGGAAUCAGAAGACCUUGGAAAGGAGUGCUUAUGGUUGGCCCUCCUGGGACUGGUAAAACCAUGCUAGCAAAAGCUGUCGCUACAGAAUGUGGAACUACAUUUUUCAAUGUGUCUUCCUCCACGCUCACAUCAAAAUAUCGAGGCGAGUCUGAAAAAUUAGUUCGUUUGCUGUUUGAAAUGGCCAAGUUUUAUGCUCCUACAACCAUUUUCAUUGAUGAAAUAGACUCUAUCUGUAGUCGCAGAGGGACUGUGGAUGAACAUGAGGCAAGCCGCCGAGUCAAGUCAGAGCUGCUGGUUCAGAUGGAUGGUGUAGGUGGAGCUCUGGAGAAUGAUGAUCCUUCAAGAAUGGUGAUGGUGCUUGCUGCUACAAAUUUUCCCUGGGAUAUUGAUGAAGCUUUGAGAAGGAGAUUGGAAAAAAGAAUUUAUAUACCUUUGCCAACAGCAAAAGGCAGAGUGGAGCUGCUUAAGAUUAAUCUCCGGGAAGUUGAACUGGAUCCUGACAUUAGUCUGGAAGAAAUUGCUGAGAAGAUUGAAGGCUACUCUGGUGCUGAUAUCACUAAUGUCUGCAGGGAUGCCUCAUUGAUGGCAAUGAGGCGACGCAUUAAUGGCUUGUCACCGGAAGAGAUCCGAGCCCUCUCCAAAGAAGAGCUUCAGAUGCCUGUCACGAAGGGGGACUUUGACUUGGCUCUGAAGAAAAUCUCCAAAUCAGUUUCAGCCGCAGAUCUGGAGAAGUACGACCAGUGGAUGUCAGAGUUUGGAUCUGCUUAAUCCUGGAGUCUUCUCUUUAUGAAGGAUUUUAGAUUUUU